GUUUUCACUAUGUUCAGCGUGGGUCUUAUUUACAUUAUGUACAGAUGUUUUGAUCAAGGUAACAAAAAAAGAUUAUACACGUGCUUCGUCCUCGAGAUUAGUAUACUUACCUAUUUAUAUUAAACCUAACUUUAUAACAACACUAUGUAGUAACGCCUAGCGUAGCCACUUUUGCACUUAGUUUAAAUUUAUUUAUCACUUCCGGUUUGAGAUUAAAAUCUUCAAACGGAAGUGAUACAACUGACGGUUUCUAUUAAAAGAUUAAAAAGGAACCGGAAACACGAUUUUCCCCCUCCAACCGACCCCGCCUCUAAGAGACACUGUGGCGCUCUCGCCAUUCGCAAACUAGUGCUCAGCCACUUCGCACGCUUCAUUCCAAAAUGCCGAAAAGAAGACAUGGAGAUACCAUCGAAUACCUAGCAAGCAAAUUGAAGAAACUUGAAAAGAAGAUGAAACACUCAAAAAGACGAACGACGCUUUCGGAAUCAUCUACCAGUACGUCGAGUUCAGAAAGUUCACCCGCAAGCUCACGAAGUUCUUCACCAGCUCCACAAACCCUGUUGGCGUUAUCCCAAGAUCGGAACCAGCGGAAAGAAGCCUCUUCAAUGGGUCCAGACCCUGCCAUGCCCAUACCUGCCUCGGUAAACGAACCUGUCGCCGGGACAUCGGACAGUGUGCCCGCGACGCAGCCUCAAGAAGCCGCGAGUGUUGAAGUUACGCAGACUCCUGCAAGCUUGGACACGGGCUUGGACCCUGAAAUACUGGAUAUAUUGGGCAUAGAUCCGACCGCUACCGUGGAAUACGGACCUAAUAUAAACGAAGAGUUAGCUAACCGCCUCAAUUACAUGGCCACAUCGGGUCUUGAUAAAGACACUCGCAAGGAGUUAUUACAAAAAUAUCUCGUACCCGCAAAUUGCAAAAACUUAUCUGCCCCUCAAAUGAAUCCGGAGAUAAAAGCCGCAACUCCGGAGUACGUGCAGAAGCGCGAUAAGUCGAUCGAAAUCAACCAAAAGGAAAUUGCAGCAGCUAUCACAUGCGUUGGGCAAAUAAUAAAUGCUCAAAUCAACAACCCUGCCCGAGACAAUGAACUAGUUAAAAGUCUCAUGGAUGUCGGCAGAAUCCUAUGCGACGUCCAAUAUUUGCAGUCUAGUUCCAGACGAAACCACGCACUCUAUUCUCUGAAAAAAGAAUUACGAGAACAACUAGCCAGUACCAAGAUAGAUGGAUAUUUAUUUGGACAAAAUCUAACCGAAACCCUGAAAACAGCAAAAGCCGUCUCCAAAUCGUCUUCAGAUUUGAAGGCUGACUCCGCCAAGAAACCCAAGCAAGACAAGAAUUUAAACCGCAAGUCGGGCACCGGGAAUCGUCGGGCGGCGCCGGGCCCGCCGCGACACCAGCCGCCUGCAGCUCGAGCGACGACGAGCUACCAGCCGCCGCCGCCGCCGCCGCCGCAGCCAGCGCGCGGCCACUACUCGACCGCGUCGUCCUAUCGGCGCAGGGAGACGAGGAGGCGCUAGCCGCCGACGAGCGGGAACAUUCGCCACAACCUUACCCUGGAGGCCGCGCUCUUAUCCGCGCGGGGUUCCUACGGAGAGAUGUCCCGCUAGCUGCCAUAGAUGUCAUGAUGGCAUCCCUAUCAGAGAACACUUUAAAACAGUACGAUUCCUGUCUGAAAAAAUGGUUUGCCUUCUGCAAUGAAAAUAAAAUUGAUAUGUAUACACCUAAUAUUCCGAAUAUAAUUCAAUUUCUUACCGAUGUCUUAAAUACUGGCAGUCAAUAAUAAUAAUAAUAAUAACCACGAUAUAAUAUAACGUGGGAUGCAAAUACAGUUCUGGAUUACUUAUCUUCCUUGUAUCCAAAUGACGAAAUUACUUUAGAAAAGCUUUCGAAAAAAUGUGCAACUUUGUUGGCUCUAGUAACCGGACAUAGAGUUCAGACUCUAUCAAAAAUAAAAAUUGAUAAUUUAGUACAACUAGAAAAACAACUUGUAAUCAAAAUUCCAGACUUGAUUAAAACUUCCAGGCCUGGUUCUAUGCAACCAACAUUACACUUGCCUUUUUUUGAAAAUAGAGUCUCUAUAUGUCCGGCACACACUCUUAAUUCAUAUAUAAAUAAAACUAAGGAUAUAAGAAAAUGUAAUACCUUGUUCAUUAGUUUUAGAAAACCGCACAUGCCUGUUUGUUCUCAAUCAUUAAGCAGGUGGAUUAAAUCCACAAUGCAAGACAGUGGAAUUGACGUCUCAAUUUUUUCCGCUCAUAGCACUCGUCAUGCAUCAACAUCACUCGCACACAGAGACGGAGUCAAUAUU
This is a messenger RNA of Ostrinia furnacalis (Asian corn borer), 2308 nucleotides long. RefSeq lists its product as uncharacterized. The record is from RefSeq and is a predicted model, not a curated record. The coding region runs from base 381 to 1517 and encodes 378 amino acids. The transcript has 3 exons. NCBI's taxonomy places the organism in Eukaryota, Metazoa, Arthropoda, Insecta, Lepidoptera, Crambidae.